AUGCUUCCGCUAGAUGCCCUCCGAACGCUACUGCGACCCACUCUGCAUCCUCACACGGCCCGAUCAGCGCGCCAUCGUCGUUUCCUCUCCUCAUCAACCCCGUCCCUUUCACCACCAAGUAUCUAUGUAAGCGACUCGCACAACCCCUGGUUCAACCUCGCCUUCGAAGACUGCGAGACCAGGCUCUUCCGCAAAACCGACCCCGACCAAAAGAUCCUGUAUAUGUACCGUAACGAUCCGAGCGUGAUCAUUGGGCGAAAUCAGAAUCCGUGGAAGGAGAUUGAUUUGGCGCGGUUAAGGAGCCUCGGGAUUCCUUUUGUGCGGAGAAAGAGCGGAGGAGGGACAGUCUACCACGACCUGGGAAACACCAACUAUUGCGUCUUCGUCCCUCGCCUCGAAUUCGAUCGGAAGACGAAUGCGGAACUCGUCACAAACGGGCUGAAGAAGCUGGAUCUCGAGGCGUACGUGAAUGACCGGAACGACAUCUGCGUCGAGGGGUUCAAGGUCUCAGGCUCGGCGUUCAAGCUCGUCAACAAGCGCGCGUACCACCACGGGACUAUGCUGAUCGACGCACAACUAGGCAACUUGCGCGGCGUGCUGGGUAACAAGCGGGAAUCAAUGGUCACGAAAGGCGUAGCGAGCGUCCCAUCACCCGUCCGGAACUUGAGGGAAUGGAGCAAGGAGAUUGAACAUGAGAAGUUUGUGGAGGUCGUCGCGAGGGAGUUUGCAGACAAAUAUGGGCUUAGUGGGGAAGUUAAGCGGGUAGACGAAGGCGAAGCAAGAGGGAACGAGUAUGUCCGGGACGUCGUGGCGGAACUUAAGUCCUGGGAGUGGCAGUACGGACAGACGCCCGAGUUUACGCACGAGAUCACUGGCUGGUUCGACUUUGGCUCGCUGACCAUGUCGAUCAGCUCGCGGCACGGGCUGAUCACCUCUGCCUCGCUGCCGUCCCCUCCGCUCGACCUCGAGUGGUGGCAGUCAGCCAGCGAGCUGUGCGAGUGGCUCGCGGGCGACCGGUACGAGAGUAUGGAUUCUACUACGCAGGCAGCGCAGGAACGGGCAGGAGACGAGGGUGAGCGGUUGAGGGUGCUGGUCGCGUGGUUGCGAGGGGAGAUGUAG
This is a messenger RNA of Rhodotorula toruloides NP11, 1119 nucleotides long. Its product is annotated as lipoate-protein ligase A. Gene Ontology annotation, biological process: protein lipoylation. The coding region runs from base 1 to 1119 and encodes 372 amino acids. The transcript is spliced from 10 exons. Lineage: Eukaryota; Fungi; Basidiomycota; Microbotryomycetes; Sporidiobolales; Sporidiobolaceae. The record is from RefSeq and is a predicted model, not a curated record. Gene Ontology annotation, cellular component: cytoplasm; mitochondrion. Gene Ontology annotation, molecular function: lipoyltransferase activity.